Molecule: messenger RNA, 3125 nt
Organism: Osmerus eperlanus (European smelt)
Lineage: Eukaryota; Metazoa; Chordata; Actinopteri; Osmeriformes; Osmeridae
Product: integrin beta-3-like
Exons: 15
Coding region: 83-2473 (796 amino acids)
Biological process (GO): cell adhesion mediated by integrin; cell-matrix adhesion; integrin-mediated signaling pathway
Cellular component (GO): integrin complex; cell surface; focal adhesion
Molecular function (GO): fibrinogen binding; fibronectin binding; integrin binding
Source: RefSeq, a predicted model, not a curated record
GGGCGCGCUACAAGUUUUAGUAGCCUACAACCAAGCGCUCGUUCCAAACGCCCGCACGACCUCAAAGGGUACCCACGCCGAAAUGGGUACUCUCACUAUGCAAAGGAAUAUCCUUUGGUUAUACUGUUUAGUUUUAAUUGGAAUAACGGACGUAUCUGGUUCGAACAUCUGUACAUCGCGGGGGGCCAGCACAUGUAAGCAGUGUCUGGCUGUCAGUUCAAGUUGUGCAUGGUGCUUCCAAGAGGAGUUUGGCCAGGGGGUGGCCAGUGUGUCACGCUGUGACCUGAAGCGUAACCUGUUGGCAGCCGGCUGCACCGACACGGCCCUGGAGUUCCCCACCAGCAGACUGCAAGUGAAGGAGGACCGGCCGCUGAGCGACAAAGCCGCAGGAGCCACGGUGGACGUCACUCAGAUCCAGCCCCAGAGGCUCCACAUCACCCUCAGACCAGACGACUCCAAGCGCUUCACGGUGAAGGUUCGUCAGGUGGAGGACUACCCCGUCGAUCUUUACUACCUCAUGGACCUGUCCUUCUCCAUGAAUGACGAUCUGGUCCGCCUGCGGACUCUGGGCCGCGCCCUGGCCGAUGCUAUGAACCGUACAACCAGUAACCUGCGCAUGGGCUUCGGUGCCUUCGUGGACAAGCCCCUCUCGCCCUACAUGUACAUCUCCCCUGAGGAGGCCCUGCAGAACCCCUGCUACGGGAUCAACACCACGUGCCUGCCCCAGUUUGGCUACAAGCACGUGUUGUCGCUGACAGAGGAGGUGAGCCGCUUCACAGAAGAAGUGAAGAAGCAGAUCGUGUCCCGGAACAGAGACGCUCCUGAGGGGGGGUUUGAUGCUAUCAUACAGGCCGCCGUCUGCAAGGAGAGGAUUGGCUGGCGUCCUGGUGCCUCCCACUUGCUGAUCUUCACCUCCGAUGCCAAGACCCAUGUGGCGCUGGACGGACGCUUGGCUGGCAUCGUGCAGCCCAACGAUGGGAAGUGUCACCUCAACUCGGAGAACAUGUACAGCAUGUCCACCAUCAUGGAUUACCCGUCUCUGGCCCUGAUCACAGAGACCAUGUCUGAGAACAACAUCAAUCUCAUCUUUGCCGUCACCAGUCCGGUGGUUCCCCUCUACCAAAACUACAGUGAGCUAAUUCCCGGCACCACUGUGGGCACCCUGUCAAACGACUCUGGCAACGUGGUUCAACUCAUACUGAAGGCCUAUGCUAAAAUCCGUUCUAGAGUGGAACUGGAGCUUCAGGGCGUUCCAGAAGAGCUCUCUCUGUCCUUUAACGCCACAUGUCUCAACGGGGAGGUCAUCCCAGGCCUGCGUUCCUGCUCCGGCCUGAAGAUAGGAGACACGGUCUCCUUCAGCGUGGAGGCCCGCGCCCGCGGCUGCCCCAAAGAGAAACACAAAACCUUUGUCAUCAAACCGGUGGGCUUCAAGGACUCCCUGUCAGUCACCGUCACCUUCGAGUGCGAGUGCAAGUGCCAGGCUCAAGCUCAGCCCGACAGCCCCGACUGCAACCAGGGCAACGGCACCUACGAGUGUGGCAUCUGCCUGUGUCACCCGGGUCGACUGGGUCCGAGGUGCGAGUGCGCGGAGGGAGACUACAGCCCGACCGAGCAGGACCGGUGCAGCUCCUCCAGUGGGGGGAGGUCAGAAGCGGCGAUCUGCAGCGGCCGUGGGGACUGCGUGUGUGGCCAGUGUGUCUGUCACAGCAGUGACUUUGGGAAGGUCUGGGGCAAGCUGUGCGAGUGUGAUGACUUCAACUGUCUGCGCUACAAAGGGGAGCUGUGUUCAGGACACGGUACCUGCGACUGUGGGUUCUGCCAGUGCGCCCCCGACUGGCAGGGCGAGAACUGCAACUGCUCCCGACGCACCGACACCUGCAUGUCCAGCCUGGGGCUGCUGUGCAGCGGCCGGGGGCAGUGCGUAUGUGGGGCCUGCGAGUGCACUCAGCCCGGGGCCUACGGAGCCACCUGUGACAAGUGCCCCACCUGCCCGGACGCGUGCACCAUGAAGAAGGAGUGUGUGGAGUGUAAGCACUUUAAGAGAGGGAAGCUUUUUGAUGACAACACCUGCGCUCGUAUCUGCAGGGACGAGAUCAUGCUAGUGGAUGACCUGGAGUUCCAUGAUAAAAAUGCUGUGAACUGCACCUAUAAAGAUGAGGAUGACUGUGUGGAACGUUUUCAAUACUAUGAGGAUGCCAGCGGCAAGUCCAUCCUGUUUGUAGUCAAAGAGCCUGACUGCCCUAAAGGUCCGGACAUACUGGUGGUGUUGAUGUCUGUGGCGGGGGCCAUCUUGUUCCUGGGUCUGGCCGCUCUGCUCAUCUGGAAACUGCUGGUCACCAUUCACGACCGGCGUGAGUUUGCCAAGUUCGAGGAGGAGAGGGCGCGUGCCAAGUGGGACACGGGACAUAACCCUCUGUAUAAAGGAGCCACUUCUACCUUUACAAACAUAACGUACAGAGGCAACAAGGACUGAUUCAGCUGCAUCCUGAAGUUGAUUGUUGCUGGCAGGCCUCCAUUGGACUGUUCCAUUUCUCCAUCGGACUGUUCCAUUUCUCCUGGGAAUUAUUCUACUCUGUGCAGGGUUCUACUGUCACAAGACAAAGAUGUACUAUUUUUUUGCAGUUGUAAAUAUGUAUAAAUGAUCCCAAAGACGUAUUUUAUUAGGUACCAAUGAAAUGUUACAGUAAGUUCUAUCACAAUGAAAUUUGUAUAUCAUUGAACAGGAGGUAAUUUAGAGAAAAAAGCAUUUCACUUCACCCCACCAUACACAACAACACCUUUUUCUAAUCAUUGUGACUUCCUGUUUUUUAGAAUGUUGGUAUGAUACCAACUGUCAGACUAACCUUACAUCACAAAGCAAUAGACAGAUAUCUUUUGAGAGUUUCAAUACACGCAUAAAGUGGCUUUCAGUUUUCAAUUUAAAGUCUGACACUUAACAUGACUUUAUUCAUCAGUUGAGGGAAAUAUACAAUAUAUGCAGUAGUAGCCUGCUUUAUGUGCUUUAGGUGUCAAAAAGUUCAAUAAUGUUAACUUCAUUUAUUUCAGAACUGUCAACAUACCUCAUGUCGUGCAUUUAUCAUGACAACAUCAUCUAAUAAAAUGUAGGAAGUACAUAAAGAUACAGA